Molecule: messenger RNA, 1203 nt
Organism: Lecanosticta acicola
Lineage: Eukaryota; Fungi; Ascomycota; Dothideomycetes; Mycosphaerellales; Mycosphaerellaceae
Source: the annotation of a GenBank genome assembly
AUGACUAAACGCAAAGCGCAGGACGCUGGCCUGGACCUCGAUUUUGACGACUUCAAGAGGAACGCAAAAUUUAUGAGCCGAGAGAUUACCAAUCUACAAGCUGAUCUCAAACUGACAAACGAAAUCCACCCAUUCUUCCGGGAAGGCCAAUUUGAAGGUCUUUCAACGGACGAAUACCGCGCCAUAGAGCAAUCGGCGCGAUUAGCAAGUAAGUUUCUCGAAAGUGGAAGCCUCGAUAACUUUUUCCAUAUUAUUUUCUUUGCAAAGGCUCAGCCGGCUGAAUUGAUCCACAAGAAGAUACGAGCAAGACGAUAUAGAAAAGAAGACAUCGAUUCCGAUCGGAAGGUACCUUGCCCGGAGAUUAGGAGAGUGAAAGAUCUCCUGCGAAGGAUGUGCGAACACAGCCACUACCAGAUCACAUGGAACGUUGACGAAGGCGCUUUAACAAAUGAUAUCAAAAAUUCGAAUACCAGGAGCAAAAAGUACCCGAGAGGACUCAAGUCCGUGAUCCGCAUCAGUCGCAACACCUUCAAUGAUCUCUUACGUGCGGUGGGUUCCGAGGACACUCCGCGACGGAUCGCUUUAACGUUCGAGUUUGCGGUUAUGCUUCUGCACGAGAUGGCGCAUGCUUGCAGCUGCUUUGUCGACUGUGACCCCCAAUAUGAUGCGUUCUUCGGAGAUCGACGUGAGACCAAUGAGAUUGGCUUCGAAAUGGAGAACUUCCUUUUCGGCGGCAUACUCACCCGAGUAUAUCCCGAGGAAGACCCUGAAGCCGGCCUGUAUCGGGAUCAUGACCAUGAUAGCGCUCUCACGGGAGCUGUCGUGCUCUGGGAAUUUCCCUAUCAAUUACAAGUCCAAGGCUAUUUGGGUUCAAAGGAAGCAGACAUUCUGGUUGCAGAACAGCCGAAGAAGCAGAGGCCACUGGAUAUGGCCUGGCGCGUGCCGUUGACGUUCCUGCAAGAUUUCUUUCGAGACGACUUCUGGAAUUCGCUCGGAAGUAAUGAUUUGUUGCCGAAACGUGAGGUGGCAUUCUGCUUUCGGGUGCAUAAAGUUCGCCAGAAUGUCCUCUUAGUGCCUGUAAAGGCAUCUGGGAAUAUCAGUCUGGAGCGGCAGUAUGUCCCGGCAGGAUUUAGAAGGAUAGCUUCAGGUGACAUUGUUCCUUUCAGCCCCACAACAGCGCGCAAGAAGCCAAAACCGCGGUAA